This is a messenger RNA of Macrobrachium nipponense, 4503 nucleotides long. Its product is annotated as retinoic acid receptor RXR-like. The coding region runs from base 780 to 2141 and encodes 453 amino acids. The transcript has 13 exons. Gene Ontology annotation, biological process: hormone-mediated signaling pathway; regulation of transcription by RNA polymerase II; tissue development. The record is from RefSeq and is a predicted model, not a curated record. Gene Ontology annotation, cellular component: RNA polymerase II transcription regulator complex; nucleus. Gene Ontology annotation, molecular function: RNA polymerase II cis-regulatory region sequence-specific DNA binding; nuclear steroid receptor activity; zinc ion binding. Lineage: Eukaryota; Metazoa; Arthropoda; Malacostraca; Decapoda; Palaemonidae.
GUAACGAUUCCGUGUGUCUCGAGAUUGUAAUUAAUCAUACGCCAGGAGUAUUAAUGUUGGGGAAAAUAUUGAAACCCUCAAAGUGCCUCCACUUGAAUUGGAUUGUGAGCGUGACGGAUGAUAAUUGUGAGGUUGUUAAGUACCAGGAGUAGUUUUUUUUUUGUUUCUUCUUCUUCGUGUGACGUUGGCACUUUCGAAAGGUUGUCCAGGCAUAUCUAAGAUCGUAUGAUAAUGUAAAAAGUGCUGAUCUUCGAGAGCAUAAAAUUGUACAGGAGAUAGAGAGGAUGUAUUUGUGAAAGGAAUGCAUUUCUAGAUACUGACUGGAAGUCAUAGCGAACACUUAAUUAAUGAAGAGCAGCUGAACGGACGGUUGUCAGUUGUUGUAGACCACGACGUUAUUUCGUGGGGAAUCCCCAUUCGCUCAUGGAAAUGAACGUCUUUCCAUUCUGACUGAAGCAGCCCUUGGACUGGCGUUCGCUCUUCCAAGAUUCCAGAUUUUUGAGGUGCAUCUCCGAGGCAGACCCGAAGUGACAGACGCCAUUUCGGUAGUUGUGGACGGGCGUUGAGAAUUGUGGCUUCGUUGUCCGUCCGAUUUUGUGAAUUUGUCCAAAGGACGAGGAGUGGAAGACGCCAUUUCCGAAAAAGGAACUCCGCCAUACCUCGAAUUGCAGGUUGCGAUAGAAUCGAAGUCACUGGAAGUAAUCCCCCUUCAGGAAUCGAGGGCGCCUUCGGUAAACGUCUUGGCCUAAGUCCCUCCUUCGUUGAGUCCUGCCGGAACCAUGAUUGUCAUCAAGAAGGAGAAACCGGUGAUGUCGGUGUCGUCCAUAAUCCACGACACUCAGCAGCGACCAUGGACUCCAGGUGAGAUGUCACUGCUGUAUGCCGUAAGGGGACACGAUGGGUUAGAUAUAGGGAUGUCAGGGUCACUGGAUCGGCAGUCCCCUUUGAAUGUGACCCCCGACAGUGGAUCUCUGCUCUCCCCUGCCACUUCCAACUACUCCAAUACAAAUGGAGAGCCCGCCUCUCCCAGUGUGUCCAAUCCACAACCUUUCGUGAUUGGAUCAAGUGGAAGUGGAAGCAGCAGUGGGUUGAGCACAUCUCCUACACAGUAUCCACCCAACCACCCUUUGUCUGGGUCAAAACACUUGUGUUCUAUCUGUGGGGACAGGGCAUCAGGCAAACAUUAUGGAGUGUACAGUUGUGAGGGUUGCAAAGGUUUCUUCAAGAGAACCGUUCGGAAAGACCUCUCAUAUGCCUGUCGAGAAGACAGAGUCUGUACAAUAGAUAAACGACAACGUAAUAGAUGCCAGUAUUGUCGAUAUCAGAAGUGUCUAUCCAUGGGCAUGAAGAGAGAAGCGGUCCAGGUAGGGGGAAUAGAGGAGGAGCGCCAGCGAACGAAAGGUGACAAAGGGGAUGGUGACCCAGAUUCAUCAUGUGGAGGUAUCCCAGAUAUGCCAAUUUCCAGUAUCCAUGAAGCAGAAACUAUUGUUGACCCUACAGAUGAGCAACCUGUUGAUCAAGGGGAUGCUGUAACAAAUAUAUGCCAGGCAGCUGACAGACAUUUGGUGCAACUUGUUGAAUGGGCAAAACAUAUUCCACAUUUUACUGACCUUCCAGUAGAAGACCAAGUCGUCCUUUUAAAAGCAGGGUGGAAUGAACUACUCAUAGCAGCUUUUUCACACAGAAGUAUGGGUGUUAAAGAUGGCAUUGUUCUGGCAACUGGAUUAGUGGUACAUAGGAGUAGUGCACAUCAAGCUGGUGUUGGUGCAAUCUUUGACCGUGUCUUGUCAGAACUUAUAGCAAAAAUGAAGGAGAUGAAAAUGGAUAAGACGGAGCUAGGAUGUUUACGAUCCAUCGUUUUAUUUAAUCCUGAUGCCAAAGGACUAAUUGCAUGUAAUGAAGUUGAAAUUCUACGAGAAAAAGUAUAUGCAGCUUUAGAGGAAUACACUCGCACAACCUACCCACAUGAACCAGGUCGUUUUGCAAAACUGUUGUUACGAUUACCAGCUCUCAGAUCUAUAGGCCUAAAAUGUCUCGAGUAUCUCUUCUUAUUUAAGUUAAUAGGAGAUACACCUCUGGAUAACUAUUUAAUGAAGAUGCUUGUCGAUGGUCCCAACACCAAUAAUCCUUCUUCUAACUAGAACUUGGUGGAAAUAGUAAUAUAGACAGUAAAGUGCAUGUAUUACCUUGUUUCCUCUUAAAUGGGCAUAUAAAGCAAUGACAUCUGUCCAGCUAGGCAGUAUGUGUAACUCCAUUAAAAAUCUAAACCAGACAACGAUCAUUACAUGUACUGUACUGUCAGGAUAGUGAAGCAAUACUGGACAAUAAACUACUAAGUGAACUACACCAGCUACAGGACUUGCAAAUGCAAUGUGUUCAUUUAACCAUAUGUUGUGAAAGUAUAAGUGUAGUAGCGUAUAAGACCGGUGCUUCUGAAUCAUUUGAUUCAUGUCAUUGAGUGUGGAAAAUAUUUUGAAACUGAAAUGAUAGUUAAUGUGUAGACCAAAUUUUAAUUGUCAUGUAUUGGUAGUAAUGUAAACAUUUCAGUUCUUUGUAUAAAAUAAAAGUACAAAUUUGGAAAAUUUGGAAAAAAACAGGUCAAGAUAUUUCCAUGAGACAUAUGAUGUUAAGAAUAAGAAAUAUCUUGUACGUAUUACUAGUGGCUUUCACUUUUAUGUACAUUUUUUAGAAUGUGCACAGUUGCACUGAAGUUGAGAGUUCUGUGUUUACUGUAAUUAACCGUAUUUGUAAUACUGGUGCUAUGAAUUUGAAGCAACCAAUGUUGACUUUUUCACUGUUAUUACAUGUGAAGCAGUGAACUCUUGCUGUAACCAUACAAAAAGUCUUUUGUAUCUUAUAAUUUAUAGUCGUAUAUUUUCUUUUGCUUACUGUAAUUUUAACAUCAUGUCCUAGUACAAUCAUCAAAAUAUAAUUAUGUAUAUAUAGUAUCAUUUCAUUUUCAUCUCAUAUUUCACCAGUUUAUGAUUUUCAACUUUGUAUCAUAUUCAUCUCUGCAUUUAUGUGCAAUUGUAUAGAUGUCACACAUCCAUUAUAUGAAUGGUUAUAUGCCACAUUAAUGUGUAUAUUUAAUUAUUUUGUGGUAGCUGUGCUCCUUAAGUAGGUCUGUAUGGUAGUACUUUAUAGUGAAAUUAUUAAAAUUUUAUUUUGAAAUUAAAAUGUUCCAUACAUACUUAAGAUAUACUGAGGUUUUUACUCACAUUGUACAAAUGAAGAAGUACGCUUUUAACUGUAUAUUUCUUUCAGUAGUAGUUGUAGGUAAAUUUGUUUUGGUGCCCAUAUUUGGCACAAUGCAUUGUAUUUAUUCCAACCAUUAAUUUUUUUUAUGAGUUAACAUCCGAAGAAGUGGCAUAUAAAAUAAAUUGUAUGUAUACAUAUACUGCAACUAUUUUAUAUAUAUAUAUAUAUAUAUAUAUAUAUAUAUAUAUAUAUAUAUAUAUAUAUAUAUAUAUAUAUAUAUAUAUAUAUAUAUAUAUAACAAGAAUUUUAUGCAUCACUAUAUCAGGGUUUAUGAAAAUGAAAAUUACUGUAUACUAUUGGAAAUGUAGGAAACCUAAAUUUUUUAUUUCUGAUACUUUUGGUAGAUUACUAUUCAGGGAUUUGUUUUUAAACUAUUUUAACUAAUAUUGAAUAUUAAAAGUUGUUCCCUUGACAUUAAUGGUUGUGAAAUAACUGCGUUAUUGUACCAAAGGCAGUCAAGUUGUAGAAAACUGCCCUUAAUGUUGAUUCUGAUUAACAGUGUUGCUCAUGUUGUGAUCAUUAUUGAACUUGUAUCACUUGUUAAUACGGCAUUUACAAGUAUUAGUACACAAAUAUUUCUUUCAGGAAAUACAAGACAAAAUGAGUUGUCGUAUGCAAGAUUAGUUUUAAUAAUUCUUGAUGUAAAACUUUCAAACAUUUCAGAAGAUUAUGAUGAUGGUAAUGUCUGGAAAAUCAGCAUUUAACAUCAUCUAUUCAUAGCAUAUUUAAAAAAUAUGUUUUAUUGAUUAUAUCAAUAUUUAUUCACCCCAGGGUUUACUUAUGCUGAAGACAAUUUGUCAUACCAUGUGGUGAUAGUUUUAUGUAGAUGAGUUGUUAGCUAAUUUAGCAAUUUGUAGGGAUUUUACACUUUUGUAAGCAUUAUUGGUUUUUACUUUGUGUGAACUUUGCCAGGUGCUCAAGAAAACAAUAGUGGUUUCAAAUAUUUUUGAGUUUUUUAAGCCAAGAGGCAGUUAUGAAAUUAUGUGGGAUAGUUUUUGGUAUUCAACAGUAUUUUUGAAGUGUUGUUAUACAGUAAAAGCAUAUUAUAUAAAUCAAGCAGUUGACCCAUUUUUUCAUUUUUAGGGUUAAAUUUUGCUCUGAUGUUUUGAAGUUGAUUUUACAACUUAAGUGAUAACAUGUAACUUUACUAGCUACAAGUGAUGUAGCCAAGUUUAGUAUUUUUCAAUGUUUCCUAUUCCAGUGUUGGCCUAUCAGAGGCAUGAUGAAAUAAAUACAUCUUGAGUG